AUGACACAAAAGAAGCAACAACAAGAACUUCAAAACAGCAACAGCAGCAGUACAUCAUUGUCUUUACAACAAUACUUUAGUCCACAAUCUUCAUCUUGUUCAACAACAACAACAACAACAACAACAGCCCCAUUACAACUAUCUCAACUAUCAUCUUCUCAAUUAUCAUCUUCACAGGUAGACUUGGGAAUAUCUUCAUACCCAGAGGGUGAAGUAUUAUCAGUUCAUUACGGUGAUUGGGGUAUAUGGCCUGUUAGAGUAGCAAAACUAUCUGAAGUAAGUCCACAAACUUUAAAAGGAAGUAAAAAGGAUCAGUUUCUUGUUUAUUUUUUUGGUUCACAAGAUUAUGGUUUGGUAAAAGAAACACAAAUCAGACAAUAUCGACCAGAAGAUUUAAUUAAACAAAAAUUUAAGGCAAGAGAUCAUACCAAGCUGACAAAAGCUAUCGACGAAGCCAAUGAUUGGAAAAAUCUAGAGGAAAAGGACUAUCCAAUAUAUAUUCCAGAGCCAAAAAAAAUUAAAAAGGAAAUAGACCAAGACUUUUUGACACCAACAAAACCUCUCCUCUCAACUACUACUACUACCACCACCGCCACCAACCAAAAGCCGGUUGCACUAUCAAAAAGAAAAAAAAAGCUGAUAGAUAGUUCUCCUUUUAUAGAAAUCAUGCCACCAAAAACAACAAGAACAACAACAACUAGAGCCAAAAAAGGAACCAAACAACUGAAAAAAAAGGAAGAGGUUGAGGAAAUAUACGAAACAUCUAGUUUUCUACAAUCUACUCCAAAAAGAACACCCUUAAAAUUCACAACUCCAUCAAGAGAUUCACACAAUGACCAAACAUCGAAUAUAAAAGAAUCACCACAACAACCAAACAUUAGUCCAAAUACAACCCCACAGUCAAAUAGAAAGAAGCAAUUGGACUUUUACCCAAUUUCCUCUGCGCAACAACACUUUCAACCAAUUUAUGUAAAGCAGGAAAAUGGCACUACUACUCUCCAAUCCUCACUUACGAGCGUUCAACUUGAAGUUGAACUGAUACAUAUCCUUUCCCUUCGUUCAUACACAAUGGUUGAAAUUAAAAGCAGAUUUAAUGUUUCACAAGUCAAAGACGAUUCUCAAAUUACACUUGCACUUGAAAGAGUUGCAACCACUACAAAUGGUCAGUGGAUGUUGAAAGCCGAUCAGUUGGAAUUUAUAAAUGAAAAUUGGCAUGGAUUUAAAGACGAUAAUGAAAGAGAAUUGGUAAAGAAAAAAAAAUUCGACUAUCUAUUCCACCUAAACCAACAAUCUCCCAAUCCUCGCCAAUCUGCGAGUUCAAAUCAACUGUUACCAUUUUUCAAUGCGACAACUCCUCAGCCCAUUGCAAAGCAGGCUUCCUUGUCUCCUCACAAAAAAAAGAAGCAUCAACCACCACCACAAUUGGAUGCCUCAAUUGAUAUUAUUACACCAAUCAAACCAAACAAAACAAAACCAACCAACCGAUCAUCUGAUUUUUCCUCCUCUUCCUUUUCCCCACAGCACCGCUAUCCUCUUGAUAUUUUAAAUGCUUCAUCAAAUUUGGACACCACCAUACCACUAUUGGAUGAUGAUUGUGUGCAUAAUCCCGCCACACCCUCUGCUACAAUACUGACAACCGGCGACUCUGCAGAUGACGAUGAUGAACCAAUUGAAAGUACUCAAGGCCACGAUAUCCCUGUACUAGUUGAAAAUGGUUCUCAACAACAAAAUAAUUCAAUCACUAAUAGCGCCAACAACAAUAACAAUAGUAAUAAUCCAACGAUAAUUAAUAAUAUAUUUUUUCAACAACAACAACAACCCGAACAAACUGAACAUCAUCAACAACAACAACAACACCACUAUCCUUUACCGUCACAGUCACCAUUACCCAACACAUCCACUCCUCCCACACCUCCACCCUCUCAUCUAUAUCUCUAUCGACCAAAUUCCACGCCAUAUUCAUCACCAUCAUCUUCAAUCCCUGCAACAUUGGUUGUUACUUCACCUCUCUCUUCGAAUAACAACCAAAGCAGCAGUAGAAAAGCAAAAAACUAUACCUCAUCGACCACAACAAUUACAACUUCAUUCCACCACUAUCCAUCUCCCAACGAUGAUUCAUCAGACAGUGAUGCUUUUCCACCGACCAUGCCCGUCAACUUUGGGGCAUUUGAACAGGGACAACCAAUUUCCAGCGCCACCAACAACAACACCUCAAAUAAUCUUAGUACAAGAGGAGGGUUUAGUAUUAUCAACAACCAACAAAAACAACAAAACGAUGGUGACAAAACGAUGGUCGCCAAACUUUUAGAAAAUGAAUUUUUACAAAAAUUCAUCAACGAAUCAAUUCAAGAUCUUUUCAAAUCAAACAAACAAGUCGAAAGUGUCAUCGAGGACAAGUUAUCGAAAAUCAAAGACGAUUUGACUGAAAAAGUGAACAACCAACUUUUAUUAGAGUCUAGAAAAAGAAAAAAGAGUUUUCAAACCAUCAUUGACUCUCUUGACUCUAUAGAAUCCUCUGUAAGAAAUCUUAAACAAUCUUUAUUAUCACUUGAUAAUAACGAAGAAGAAGAUAUAAAUUCAAAUAAUGGAUCUCAUUAA
Messenger RNA from Cavenderia fasciculata, 2598 nucleotides. RefSeq lists its product as uncharacterized. The record is from RefSeq and is a predicted model, not a curated record. NCBI's taxonomy places the organism in Eukaryota, Evosea, Eumycetozoa, Acytosteliales, Cavenderiaceae. The transcript has 2 exons. The coding region runs from base 1 to 2598 and encodes 865 amino acids.